GCCCGCUCGACGGCAGUCGCUGCUGCGUGUCAGAGCGCGAUAGCCGCAGCAGGUGCGCGCGAGUUCUUCCCGUCCUCGUCGUCGCGCGCUACACACUAUACAGUGUAAUAAAACUUGUGUAUCUUCCUCCUCAUCUCUCUUCGCCGCCGUUAGUGUGUCCUCUCUCUACCUCUGCAGCGUACGUCCCGAUACAUGUGCUAGCACUCGGCUUUCGAAUUUCCCGCGAAUUUCCCGCGUCGCAGCAGGAGUCGCUCACUGAUCUCCCAGGAGAAGAGGCAUAGAGCCGCCGCAACUCACGAGUAUAGAGCAGAGAUGAGGGACGCGACGAAUCAUCACCGCCAGACUGAGAUCCUUCCGUGGACGAGGCUACUGCUGCUGCUAUGAAGCUGAGUAGAACGAGAGUUUUCGACACAGAGAGGAGAUAGGACUCUUGGAAGAGACUUUUUGUUUUGGAGGAAGAGCCGAUUGAUUAAGAAACGCGAAACCCCCGUGAGAGCCGUCGCCGACAGGAUGUACCGUCCGAAUUUCUACGAGAGCACGUGUCUGCGCUGCCAGCAGACGGUGUACCAGGUGGACCGAGUGGGUCCCUUGAAAGACUUCACCUUCUUCCACUCGGGCUGCUUCAAGUGCGCGAUAUGCGGCACCAAGCUCACCCUAAAGACGUACUACAACAACCAGCACACGAUCAACGACAAGGAGGUCUACUGCAGCAGUCACGUGCCGAAACCCGGGCCGGGAACGCUUGAUGGAUCGAGCGUCGGUAUCAGGAGUGCGCUCAACGUGCCCAGGAGUGGAUACGUCAACGAGCAGAUCAGGGCUGGUGGCUCGCCCAGACCCGUCUAUCCGCACUGCUACGACAGCGCGGAUUCACCGGGUCACGGACGCCACAUGAACGGCCACGGGCUGUCAUCGCCGAGCAACAACCACCGCGACAAUCACCACGGAAGUACGCCCUCGCCCAACAAUCACCACCACAAUCACAGCUUCAACAACGACGGUUACCAGUACGGAAGAUUCGACGCCAGCGCCCUGCACAUCGCUCACGCGCUCAAGCAGACCGAACUGCAGAAGGGCUACAGCAAAGCCCGCGAGAAACCCAUCGACUUCUAUUUGGACAGAGACGAGCAGACGCGUCUGGAGAUGAAGCACCGCAAGGAGGAGGACGACCUUUACCGGAAAUUCGCGCACCAUCGCGAGGAGGAGGAUCGCCGAAUCCGCGAGGAGUUCCGGGACGAGUGGGAAAAGGAGCUGGAACAAUUGUCGGAGAAGUGGGAGCGCGAGCGCGGCGGCAAGCUGAGGGCCCAGCAGUUCCAGCAGGAGAAGGACGACCUCGAGAAGAACAUGACGCUCCGCAGGGACAAGAAGAAGGAGAGCCUCACCCGCAAGAUGCUCGAGCACGAGCGGGCAGCGACGGCCGCACUGGUGGAGAAGCAGAGCUCGGAGAUGCUGGAGCUGAUAAACGAGGCGCGAAGCGAGUACAUGCAACAGGAGAGUCUCUACCUGGACGAGGGCGUCGAGUACAUGCACGGCGCGCCUCCGUCGCCCUACCCGUCCAGGGCGCCAGCCCCGCAUCCACCCGCCCUCGCCAAGUACCAUCUCUACAACGACCCGCUCGAGUUCGCCGAUAUCGACCAGAUCGCCAUCUCCGUGGCGCAAGAGGACCAGAAGACCUUCACCGACCUGGUUCGCCAGCUGGUCAGCAAGUGCGGCUCGGACAUCGAGAAAGCUCGCACGAUCUUCCGCUGGAUAACGGUGAAGAACCUCAACACCAUGCAGUUCGACGACAAUCUACGCGGCGACACUCCCAUGGGUCUUCUUCGAGGCAUCAAACACGGCACCGAGUCUUACCACGUGCUGUUCAAGCGACUCUGCAGCUACGCCGGUCUUCACUGCGUCGUCAUCAAGGGCUACAGUAAAUCCGCCGGCUAUCAGCCUGGUGUCAGGUUCGAGGACAAUCGAUUCCGGAACAGUUGGAACGCCGUUUACGUCGCUGGCUCCUGGAGGUUCGUUCAGUGUAACUGGGGAGCGAGACACCUGGUCAAUGCCAAGGAGGUGCCGCAUCCUGGCCAGCCUAAGGAGAAGAGCGACAGUUUGAGAUACGAGUACGACGAUCACUACUUCCUUACGGAUCCGCGGGAAUUCAUAUACGAGUUCUUCCCACUGCAGGAGGAGUGGCAGCUCCUCAAGCAGCCCAUUUCGCUCAAAGACUUUGAGGAAUUGCCUUUUGUUCGCUCCCUCUUCUUCAGGUAUGGGCUGUACUUCCCUGACACCAAUACCAACGCCGUUAUGUAUACUGAUGCAACUGGUGCCGCGACGGUGAGGAUAGCGAUGCCGGCCAACAUGCAAUCUUCCCUGAUUUUCCAUUAUAAUCUCAAGUUUUAUGACAGCGACGGCGACAAUUACGACGGCGUGUCCUUAAAGAGAUUCGUUAUGCAAUCCGUUGUUGGAAACCUCGUAGCCUUCCGCGUACACGCUCCUUGUUCCGGUGCUUUCCUGUUGGACGUUUUCGCGAACGCUGUAACGCCCAAGGAGUACCUCACGGGUGAGCCGAUGAAGUUCAAGAGCGUCUGCAAGUUCAAGAUUUCCUGCGAGGAGCUGCAGACGGUGAUGGUGCCGCUGCCCGACUGCGCGAGCGGCGAGUGGGGACCAACCAAGGCUACCAGACUCUUUGGGCUUGUGCCUAUCACCCACCAAGAAGCACUGGUGUUCGCCGGUCGCGAACUCGAGAUCCAGUUCCGCAUGUCGCGCUCGCUGACGGAUUUCAUGGCGACGCUGCACAAAAAUGGCAUAGAGGAGAAGAGGUUGUCCAAGUACGUGAGCCACACGGUCACCGACGACGACGUCGUCACCUUCACGAUAAACUUUCCCGAAGAGGGUCAGUAUGGCCUGGACAUUUACACGCGCGAAUCGACGACGCCUACGCAUCAUGACGCGUCUGGCGAGAAGCACUUGCUCACACACUGUUGCAAGUACCUCAUCAACUCGAGCAAAAGGAAUUGAGGCUCUGACUUUCUCUCCAGACUUUUACAAUAUAUUCCGAAGAUUUUGGAAGUGUUUCGCAGACCUGAUAUAGAAAUCAAGACUUAAUUAGACAUUUCACGAUGAAGGCCGUACACUUUACAGUUACCUCUCAAUCCAGUGGCAGGAGUACUUAACUCAAGUAACUUAAUUUUUACCUCCACUAAAGCUCUAGGAUUACUUUUUACCGCAAUACACUUCGAGAAUUUUGUAAGCAAAGUUUUUUCCGAAAACGCUUUUUACGGAUAAAGAUGAUAUUUAUGUAUUUUUAAAAAGAAAAUAUUUUUCUAUGUACAAAAAAUACUUCUAUAUAUUCCAGAUAAUUAUAUAUAUAUAUAUAUGUGUGUGUGUGUAUUCCCUCAUACUUUAAGUAGAUGGAAGACUUUAAUCGAGUUUGUAUCACUUUUAGACAGAUAUUGAAACGUGGGACUAAUGGUCUAAACAGAUAGACCAUGUAAAUAUUUUUAUACAGAUUGAUAUAUAUGAUGAUUCUCUAAGAAAUGUUGUAAACUUUCGAAGGAUAUCUGAAUGUUUUCUUAAUUUUUAUAAAGUUCCACUCGCUAAACAGCUAAAAGAUGUAAAGAAUGGUACUUAUCGAUGUAUUAACAAAUUUACUUUUAAUAUAGAUAUAUAUUUAUUACUAUGGACCUGCUUACUGCAACAAUACUACUAAUUUUAAUUUGCUUUAAGAUUUUAUACUUCUGGAUCAUGCAGGUUUUAAUGAUAACGCACUCAAAUUUUGUGUUAUUUACAUUCACAGUUUCUUUAAUAUAAUUUUCAUGCCGCGAUAGAUUAUCGCUGGUUUGUACAUAGCACACGGUUGUGUAUUUUUCACAAAUAUUCUUACACUUAUGUGACGCUCUAAAAUUAGACUGCAGACUGAAAAUAACGUCACAAUUCCUGCCUCUAAAGUAAAAAUUUUUCUCAAAGAAUGAAUGCUUUUACAAAUAUAUAAAAAUGAUUAAGUUCUAUGUCACAGAAAUUCAUUAAGUUUCUACACAAUAAAAGCCUAAGUGACUUCGCAAAAUAUUACAUUUAUGAGAGUUCAUUCGAUGUUGUAUCACACAGUAACAAAUCAUAUAAAAAUAACUAUUCAUAUACGAGAGCUGUAUCAAGGAUUUGCCGUCGGUUCCUCAGAAGAACUUGUUCUUUGCGUAUAAAAUUGUUCGCCAAACCAUUCUCUGUGCAUUUCCAAAUAACUGAAAUAUAUUUAAUGUAUUUUAAAAUAAUCGUUUUAUGCAAUGUAUCAUAUAAGAUGUAUUAAUAAAAUGAAAAUUAAAAUGGCUUUUAA
Messenger RNA from Nasonia vitripennis (jewel wasp), 4309 nucleotides. It is a transcript of the gene Hil, whose product is annotated as hillarin. Lineage: Eukaryota; Metazoa; Arthropoda; Insecta; Hymenoptera; Pteromalidae. The record is from RefSeq and is a predicted model, not a curated record. Bases 511 to 3000 code for a protein of 829 amino acids. The transcript has 12 exons.